Messenger RNA from Didymella exigua CBS 183.55, 1137 nucleotides. RefSeq names its product ADP-ribosylglycohydrolase. The record is from RefSeq and is a predicted model, not a curated record. The transcript is spliced from 2 exons. The coding region runs from base 1 to 1068 and encodes 355 amino acids. NCBI's taxonomy places the organism in Eukaryota, Fungi, Ascomycota, Dothideomycetes, Pleosporales, Didymellaceae.
AUGUCGCAUUCAUUCGGCCCCGAACAUCCCUUCAAGGCUGCCACAACAGCCGAAAAGAUUUUCGGCUGCAUAAUUGGCUCAGCCCUAGGGGAUACGAUCGGUCUCUACACCGAGUUCUUGUCCGAGUCCAGAUGUGAAAUAGCAUAUCCUACCCGAGAGUUCACCCUCUUGGAACCACGGACGGAGCCAGGCCUUCCUGCGCUUGAUCGCCCUGCCUUCGACAUUGGCGUCAAUGUUGGAGCUGUUUCAGGAAGCAAACAAUUCCUGCAGGACCCUUUUAAGUGCGCUACCGGCCGAUGGAUCAAGGGGGGUCGCGUAGCAGCGCCGAAUGGAAGCCUCAUGCGCACGCAUCCUGUCGGUGUCAUUGGGGUCAAUUUGACUGAAGAGCAGACAUGGCGUCUCAGCGUCGACGUAGGGCGGACGAUGCAUGUGGAUCCUAGAUGUGUUGUGGCAUGCUGCAUCUCUGUUGGUUUGAUACGUCAGUUGUUGUGCGGCCAGACCCAGACCGAGCAAGAUAUGGACGCGGCGGUUGAGCGCGCAUAUAAGUGGGUGCGAAAGCAGUACGACAUCAUGAACCCGGAUCCGUCUGCUGGUUUGACUGAGAGCCAGAUCAGAAAGCACUUGGACCGUCAAGAGUUCGCGAUGCACGUGUAUGCACAAACACUAGAAACAUUGCAGCUGGACGAUCAGAUGAAGAUGGGCUACGUAUACAAGUGCCUCGGAUCAGUCAUACUAGCACUUCGACUCGUAAUAAGACGUAUCUUAAGGAUAUCUAUAGCUGUAGGUAUGAUAGAAGAGGCCGAACUUUUCGAAAAUUCCAUCGUUCAACUCAUCAUGGAGGGUGACGACGCUGACACCAACGGAGCGGCUACUGGUGCGCUUCUUGGUGCAUAUCUCGGAUAUGCAAACUCACCAUUGCAUUGGAGAUCAGGCUUGGCGCACAAACAGAGGCUGAUGACCAAGGUUGAGCGACUGACCGUUGCGGCAGGGGUCGGUCAUGGAACGUUGCUGAGCGAGAGGGACGAGGCACCUGACGGCCGCAAGAAGCUUCAAAAGAAGCGUAUCUGACCGAUAGCAUCUAGUCGACAGGGAGAAGCACUUUGAAGUGCUCGUUGUGUCGCAUUGAAAUCUCGCGUU